AUCUGAACUAAGAAAAACUUAAGGUUCCUAGUCCUCGUUGAAUAAAACUCCUUCGGCUGGCAAUAAGCUUCCUACGAAGAGUAAACUACGUACAAAGAUAAGAUCGAAGCUGCGGAAGAAGCUGUUCAAGUUAAACACAAACUCUAACCUAACUAUUCUCGACCUACACUAUAAAUAGCCGCCCUGCCUGCGUUUUCUUUUCACGUCCAAGCUAAGCCGAUCAAUAUAUACAUAUAUACGUAUAUAUAUCUAUAUGUGCAGAAAUUUCUACCCUUCGUUAUAACCCAAAACCGAAGCCAAAACUCACAUAAAACAUUCUCCUUCGUGAGACGAAUCCAACGGAGAAAGAAUCGUUGAAAACGGUCGUGAAACGAGAGAGAUAUCGCUCGCCGGAGUUGCAAGUUGUGGAAGCGGGUCUUUAUAAAAAGCAGAUAUUUUGCCGUAGAUAGGGGUGGAGGAGCUUCGUCUCGCCGCAAGGAUCAUUUUGCAACUUGAAUCGUCGAAAUCCGUUAUCUGUAAGUCAAGUUAUAGCUCGCCGGAGUUUUCUAGUUUCCGGCGAAGUCACCGGAAUCGACCUGGAGAAGAUGACCCAGUUGUCUGGGUCAGAACUCUUGGGCCGGGUCGGUUUAAUGGGCCAGUUCGGCCCAGUUUUAAUAACAAUUUAAAAUAAAAUAGUAAAUCAAAUAUAUAAAAUCUGGAAAAAUAUAAAUUAAAUACCUAGUAUAAAUAUACAUAUUCGGACCAACCAGAAUUGAAAAAUAAUAUUUUUAACUAUUUUUAAUUGAUUUAAUUGUAAUUGGGCCAAUUUAUACACAUUUAGUAAAUAAUUAACUAAAUAACGAAAAUAAUUAUGAAAUAAAUAUUGGAGUAAACUAUGAUAAAUAUAUGACUAAAUAGAACCUUAUGGACCAUUUAUAAUUAAUAAAAAUAAAGAUUUAGUAUAUUUAAUUGUAAUUGAACCGGUUAUUAGAUAUAUGAAAUUAAAGGAAUAAUUAUGGAAAAUAAUUAUAAAAUAGAUAUCUGGACAACCUAGGUCAAAUAUAGACCCCAAAUAUAGUUAUAGACGGUUAUUAAUUUAUAAAGUCGACUCUUAGUCUAUUUAUUUAAAUUAGGCCAUAUAAAACUAGUUAAGUAAUUAAAUAAGGAAAUAUUUAUAUUAAUGGUGAAAUAAAUGAAUCACUGAGAUUGAAAAAUAAUAUUCUGGACUAAAAAUAAUUUUGGAAAAAAAUAAGGAAAAUAAAAUAAGGUUGGGUUAGCUAGCAUAAAUAAUUGACUAUAUGUAGACUUAAUAAAUAACUUAGUUAUGUAAUUAGUGGACUAUUUCAAUUAAUAAUUUUUAUAAUUUAUUAUUAGAUAUUCGGACUUCAUAUAAAUAUUUAAAAUAUUUGAAUUCAUAAAUUAAUGGGUUAAUAUAAAUAAAGCAAUUAGAUAAUAAUUUAUGAGUAGAGUAAAUUAGUGGUGGCUAUUGAAUAAAAAAAAAAAUAGGAUGUUGUAGUUAAUUAUAUUCGGAUAUUGUAUUUAAUAUUAGAAUUCAAAUAUUGUAAUUAAUGGCUGAAUUAAUAAGGUAAUUUGAUUAAUAAAAAGUGAUUAAUUAAAUAAAUUCGAAUAACUAAUAAAUUAAGUUAAUAAAUUGGAAUAAUAAAAUAAAAGGAGAAAAUCGGGUAAAAUAAUUACAAAGAGAAUAAGUGACUAAUUAUAUCAUCUUAAUUAAAAAGGUGAAUAUUUAGAGACCGGAACUGAAGAAGAGAAUUAGGAGCAUCGGGAUUUAAGGUAAGUUUCACGUCAACCGAAAUUAGUUCUUUUUCUUCGUGAUUUCUUUUAAAUAUUUUUGUGUGCUUAUUUGUGAAUUGAAGUUAUGUGUGCUGAAUUUGAAUAUUAUUAUAUAAAAGGAUUGCAUUUGAGAUAUUAGUUUGUUGAUAUGAGUUAUUUUGGAAGAUUUUUUAAUAGUACGUAAUUUGUUAUCUUUGUGGGAGUUUAAUGAAAAAGGAAAUUUUUGAAGUAUAAACUUCGAUUGAUUUUGAGAAAACAAAGAGAAAUAAAUAUUUUCAUAAAGGGUGAGCAUCACGAGAGAAAUCCGUGAUGUUGGUUUUCCACGUCCCUUAAAAUGUGGAGGAUGGUUAGGUCUACUACUACUCAAUUUUUGGUUUGUGUUGGUUUGAGGUGAAUUGUCGGUCGGUAGAAAACAUCCCGGCUUUUAAGUAGUAGUGGUAGUAGUAGCUCCUAAUCAUUCAGGUUUUUGAGGUGGGGUAGUUGGUAGAAAACAUCCCGACUACCCGGAUCGACUUACUAACCCGGAGGGCUUGGAAUACCUUUAGGGGGUGUGCACACUUAUAGUAGUUGUUUCCGUUUCCAAGGAGCAGUUGUGGUACCGGCAAUAGUUCCGGGGUGGCCGUACAUAACAACGGACCACCGGGCUCAACCAAAGUGUUGAGCACCGCCCUUCUAAAUUACUAGGAAGUUAGAUACAAAGUGAUUUUGGGAGAAAUUCAAAAGAGGAGAAUUUUGGUGGUUCAUGUAUUUUGGAAUUAUUAUGGUUUACGAGUUAAUUAUGUGAUUGGGAUUUUAUAUAGAUAUCGUUAACUUAUGAUUUAUGGUUUAUAAAGUGUUUUGAAAAAUAUGUUAUGAGGUUGUACGAAUUUAUAUAUAUUAUUUAUUAUUAUUUUAAAAGGUUAGGUGGAACUUACUUAGCAUUAUUGCUAAUGGUUGUUUUCUUUUAUUUUUCUUGUGCUCGUAUUUAACAGGAGGUGAUCAUGUUGAUUUUGAUGCUGCAAUGUUUGAGAGCGCGAAUUAGAAGACAACUAUGUAGUUCACUAGAAAUAAACUUUAAUAUUUACUUAUGAUUCGAACAUCUUGCUUUUGUUAAACUCGUGUUUUGGUAGAUAGCCUUAGCAUCCAAUCAUUCACGGAUUGGAUGUGGCGGUGACAUGCCCCUUUUACUUAGUUUUUAUUAAUUUCCGCUGCAACUUUUGAAGUUUUAAUCAUUAAAUAAAAGUUCAUCUCUAUUUCAAAGUAUUAUUUUGGGUGGAAAAUUUGGGGGUGUCACAUCCUUACAUAGACCACUACAUGUCAUUGGUACAAGUCCUACCUUGUGUUUGGUCCACCCCUUCAAGAAGAUUUAUGACUACAAAGAAGAGUAAUAAUACACGCGAGAAUAAAAAACAAAAUAUCUUUCCUUACAGAUACGUGUCAUCUAGCAAAUUCAAUUAUUAUUUCAAGUGCAGUACUGAUAUACAUUGAAAAUGUCAUGUUCUAGUUCAAUUAUUAACUCAAGUGCAAUACCAAUACAACUGUAUUAGGGGUAUUGAUCUAUAGAGAAACAUACAUAAGCUUAGAGUUUCCUUUGAAAUAUGUCGUGUGAAGCAUACAUUUACCUUGAAUUGUGACAUACUAUGUAUAGCUCCAUGAUACAAAAUCAAAUUUCCCAUAACUUCACAAAAGAAUCAAUGAUCAAUGAUCACACAUCUACUCAAGACCUAUGCAGACAAAUGAGUAUACAUAUAGUUUCUACUUUCUAGAGCUUUGAACACACUGUGUGGAAUUCAAUAAAGCUUGAGACUCUUAAGAAUAAAGAAAUUGAUUAUUUUGAUUUUGGGCCUAAUGGACUAUUUCUUUAUUUUAGGCCUGUUAGCCCUUUUGUAUAAAUAGUUUCCUUCACCUUCUGUAAACAUUAAGAUUCAUAAUUCUCCUUCUUUCUCUUCGUUCAUGGCUUCCGCACUCUCUUUGUAAUUCAUAUGAGAUUUCACAUGGUAUCAGAUUAAGGUCUUGAUCGAUCCUUACUGAUUCGUUCUUCUUUUCUGAUAGAUUCUUCGUAAUCGAUUUCAUCUUCUUUCAAUCGAUUUCUAUAAUCGAUUUUCUUUCAAUCGAUUCCUAUAAUCGUUUGAAAACGCUAAAUGCAAUGGCUCUACCGCUAAAUCCUACCGAAGACUCUUCAUCACCAUAUUAUCUUCAUCCGAAUGAUCACGCUUGCCUUCGAGUCAUCUACGAGACACUUACUGGAGAAAACUUUUCCGCUUGGAAGAAAUCUGUCUCUAUGGCUAUGGCGGUGAAGAACAGGAUGGGAUUUCUUGAUGGUUCAAUUGAACAGCCUAAUCCGGAUAACUCAAUGUACUCUUGUCGGUAUCGUAUCAAUGCUCUUCUCUUAUCUUGGCUGAUUUACUCAAUUUCGCCUACUCUUCGUACUACUUUUCUCUCUUUGACCAAUGCUAAGGAACUUUGGGAUGAGGUUCAACUUAGAUAUGGUAAAAGUGACGGUCC
Cuscuta europaea is the source of this 4254-nucleotide messenger RNA. The record is from the annotation of a GenBank genome assembly. NCBI's taxonomy places the organism in Eukaryota, Viridiplantae, Streptophyta, Magnoliopsida, Solanales, Convolvulaceae.